AUGACGGGCCACCUCCUGCCAUGCAGGCCCCAGGGGAACCUGCCGCUGGGGCGCUGCGACGCGGCUCCUUCCCUCACGCCGGUGCAGCGAGCCCUGAUGGAGCUCACCGUGUCGCUGGAGACGCUGCAGGAGGUGAAGGGCCACAUGCUGGAGGCCAUGGCCAAGGGGCUGAGCCAGCAGACGCACGCACAGGCCACUGUGCACAUGCUGCCCACCUACGUGUGCUCCACGCCUGACGGCACCGAAAAGGGCGACUUCUUGGUGGUGGAGCUGCGCCGGAGACACGUGAGGACCCUUUGGGUGACCCUGCCGGGUGACGGGAACCAGAACCUGCAGCUGAAGGAGCAGCUCUUCGACACGCCGGAGGACAUCAUGCAGGGCAAGGGGGAAGCGGGUGAGCAGCACGUCUUCCCUUUCAGCUGCAGGCAGACGCGGCUGGACCAGGGCGAGCUCAUCGCCUGGUCCAAGGACGUCCACUGCAGUGACGUGGAGGGGCACGACGUGGUGCAGCUGCUGCAGGCGGCCAUCAACAAGCAGGAGGUGGGGAGCUGGGCCGGGGUCCCGGCCGGGGCGCUGCCCCCCUAUAUGGGCACCAACAGCUGCUUCAUGGCUGAAGGAUGCCACGUGGAGAUAGCAGAGGAGACCAGCGGGCGGAUGUGUGUCAACACCGAGUGGGGCUGCUUCGGGGACGACGGUGCCCUGAGCAACGUGCUGACCCCCUAUGACCAGAGUGUGGACCAGGAGUCCCACAACCCUGGGCACAAGAGGUUUGAGAAGCUCAUUGGGGGCCUCUAUCUGGGGGAGAUCGUCCGGCACGUGCUGGCCAAGCUGGCUGCUGAGGGAGCCCUCUUCAGCGGGGCUGCAGCCCCUGCCCUGGGGACCAAGGAUGUGUUGAAGACCCAGCAGGUCCUGGAGAUCAUCGACUGUGGGGGCUGCACCCUGCGGCCGGCCCUGCGUCACGGCAUCCACACUCCCCAGCUCUUCGACCACAUCAUCGACUGCAUCAUAGACUUCCAGCAGAAGCAGGGCCUGACGGGGCAGGUCAUGCCGCUCGGCUUCACCUUCUCCUUCCCCUGCCGGCAGCUGGGCCUGGACAAGGCUGUGCUGCUGAGCUGGACCAAGGGCUUCAGCGCCUCGGGCUGCGUGGGCAACGACGUGGUGCAGAUGCUGCGGGAGGCUGCCAAGCGCAAACAGCACACAGGGCUGGAUGUGGUGGCCGUGGUGAAUGAUACUGUGGGCACCAUGAUGUCCUGUGGCUACGAUGACCCCAGCUGUGAGAUCGGCCUCAUCGUGGGCACGGGGACCAACGCCUGCUACAUGGAGGAGAUGCAGAACGUGGGCACCGUCGAGGGGGAGGAGGGCCGCAUGUGCAUCAACAUGGAAUGGGGGGCCUUUGGGGAGAACGGCUGCCUGGACGACAUCUUCACUGACUUCGACCGCAUGGUGGAUGAGAAAACCAUCAACCCAGGCAAGCAGAGGUUCGAGAAGCUCAUCAGCGGCAUGUACCUGGGCGAGAUUGUGCGCUACAUCCUGCUGGCGCUGGUGGAAAAGCACAUCCUAUUCCGGGGCAAGCCCUCGCCCAAGCUCCAGACCAGGGACAUCUUCCAGACCAAGUUCCUCUCCACCAUCGAGAUCGACGGGCUGGCCCUGCGGCAAGUGCGCGGGGUCCUGCACGAGCUGGAGCUGGACGCCAGCUUCGAGGACAGCGUGCUGGUGCGGGAGGGG
Tinamus guttatus (white-throated tinamou) is the source of this 1725-nucleotide messenger RNA. The record is from RefSeq and is a predicted model, not a curated record. Lineage: Eukaryota; Metazoa; Chordata; Aves; Tinamiformes; Tinamidae.